CUCCUCCGUGCUUCCGUACAUACUUAGGCUUGUUCUUAUCAGCCCCGACGGCUCACGCAAUAUUGUUCAUCAGUUCACGUCAGAAAAGUAUUGUUCCUUGGGCCUUUUUGCCCUUACACUUGACACAGUGUCUGGGUGAUGUUGACGGAAGGAAUGAUUUGGUGGGAUUUGGGACAGCUAUCGGGUACCUAACAGGAAAAAGAUGGGCUUUGAGAUUAUAAGAAGGACGUUGGACCACAGCCUGACUAGGGUCCGCUUCUUUUCCCUUUCUUCCCUCCUUUUCCGGGUCUUUUUUUGGCGGAUAACCGUCUAGGUUUCCCCAUACCAUUCCUUUACUUUCCCCCGGAAUUCUAAAGCAAGAUGUCGACCGGUACUAGCCCAACUAGUUCUACUUUCCUUCGUCCAAACACAGGUUCCAGCUCGACUUCGAUGAAACCCAGUCCAUUAUCGAACUCUAUCGCAGCGAGCAACGCAGAAGCAUCAGGCUCGACCUCAAGACAAGACAAUGAAAUUCCGAACGUGGAAAACCAUACUUCAAUGACCAUCCACCCACCCGACUACGAUGCCUUUGAUGCUCUAUUGCACUCUGUUUAUCUUCAUACACAAAGUUCCAACUGGUUCGACACCAGUGCUGUCGGUGGAACUGGCGUUUGUAUUCGAGUCCCCGGUGACGGUCAAUCCCAGGCACAUUAUCGUGUCUUCCCAUACAAUGACACUACACUUCUACCUUUUCACGAGAAUGUGUCGAAAAUGGGAUCCGGAGUGGUCAUAGCAGUGAAGGUCAGAGGUGCUAGUGUGCAUGCGGUCGUUUCUCGAGUUCGGGACAUGGAAGCUGAGAAUGGGGUCGCGAUUACAUCGAUCCCCCUCACUCCAGAUACAUGUAUCCAGAUUCUGCCCUCCCUUGCCAACCUACCGAACGAUGCUGAGAGAGACCAACGCGCGGCGUUCAUCAUGGAGGAUGCAAGUCUGGUGAUGUGGAGUAGCAAGGAGGGUGUGGAAGAUAUCAUUGACCUCAAGAAUGAUUUGGACGAGAAGUUGAUCAAAUACGUUUGGCGUACGCGCGGUAAACCGAAACGCACCGGGGGUGUGCAACCACCCGUUUCGGUGUAUCUGCCUAAUGGUCUUGACUCCAGUCCUCGAUCGAACCCAGACUCCAGGGCGACCUCCAUUGUCGACUUCUCUGACCGCGUACAACACACUCCACCGCCAGAGUACCUUCCAUCUGCACCAUUUGGAAUGGAAGGUGUUGAUCGGAGUGCUGCUGAGGACUGGAUUUAUGGAGAGAAACCUGAGGUUGCUCUCAAUCUGGCUACGGCAACCGAGACCAAAGAGACUGCUCCCCCCGACGCUACCGUGCCCCCUCCUCCGAAAAAGAAGGCAGGCUUCUUUGGAUGGUGGAGACUGAACAAGGAAGACAGGGCGAAGGAGGGAGAUAAGAAAGAAAAGCGCAAGCACGUUCUCUUGGGCCCCCUCUAUGCCGGUAUUGGCGCAGGUCUAUCUCUGUACUUCGUAACUGCCGGUAUCGCCACUCUCAUCGAGGAAUGGGCACUUGAUGGUGAUGCAUCGCGUUUUGCACUCGUCGUGGUCCUCCCCAUUAUAUUUUGCGUGUCCUUGUUCUUCUGCCUUCAACUCAUCGGAAAUAUUUCCCUCAUCUUUGGACCCGUUUCCCAGUACCACGAGAAUAGUGUGUAUUACUCUGCUGUCAAACCAGCUCCUAAUCCAGAAGUCGAUCGAAACCUGCCACAUAUCACCAUUCAACUUCCCGUCUACAAGGAGUCACUUGAGCUCACUAUAGGUCCCUCCAUCAUGAGUAUCAAGCAGGCUAUGCAGACAUACGCCAGACAAGGCGGAAGCUCUGCUAUUUUUGUUUGCGAUGAUGGUCUCCAGCUCCUCUCUGAAGCUGAUCGUCAAGAGCGGACCGAGUUCUACGCCACUCAUAACAUUGGAUGGGUGGCACGGCCCAAACAUGAUGGGAAGGAAGGCGGAUUCAAACGUCCAGGCAAAUUCAAGAAGGCUUCGAACAUGAACUACGCAUUGACGCUAUCCAUGAAACUGGAAAGACAUCUUGCAAAGCUCAUUGAGGAACGAGAAGAACGUCUUCGUAACGCUGAGGACGUGGAAGGUGUGCGGGAUGAAUCAGAUGAGGAUGGGGAAUGUUUGGAAGAUAAGGCGAUGAAUUUGGCGAUUGAGGAGGUGUACGAGGAGAAUGGUAAACGCUGGAAAGCUUGGGCUUGCAACGGCAAAUCCCUUCGGAUAGGAGAAAUAAUCCUCAUCAUCGACGCUGAUACUAUCGUACCUGAGGAUUGUUUCCGCGACGCUGCGAGGGAGAUGGCGGCAAGUGAGGAGCUUGCGAUUAUCCAACACGAGAGUGACGUCAUGCAAGUCGCCCACCACUACUUCGAGAACGGCAUCACCCACUUUACGAGAAGGAUCAAUAAAUGUAUCUCGUAUGGGUGUGCGAACGGCGAGGUCGCGCCAUUCGUUGGCCAUAAUGCUUUCCUCCGAUGGAGCGCGGUCCAGGAUGCUUCAUUCAUUGAUGAAAACGAUGUCAACUACAUUGGGAGUUGUGCAUUGAUGAAGGAGCAAGCGGAUCCAUCCACUUUCGAACCACCUCCUCCAGAACGGAAGAUGUGGUCCGAGUCUAACGUCUCGGAGGACUUCGAUCUUGCUCUUCGUCUGUUGCUCAAAGGUUAUACGCUACGAUGGGCCACCUACUCAAAUGGAGGCUUCAAAGAGGGUGUCAGUUUGACGAUCGUCGACGAGCUAGCGCGCUGGCAAAAAUACGCAUAUGGUUGCGACGAAAUUAUCUUCAACCCUCUCAUCCACUGGUGGAGAAAGGGACCGAUCAGCAAGCAGCUCAGUGGGUUCAUGAUGAGCAAAGCUCCGGUACAUUAUAAGAUCGGGAUGUCGAGUUACAUGUUCUCCUACUAUGGUAUCGCAGCGGCAACUGUAGGAUCUGUCCUGAACUACCUUCUGCUGGGGCUCGCGCCUAACCUCGACCGGUUCUACUUGAAGAGCUUUGAGAUCCUUUUGGCUUGUGUUGUUGUCUUCCCGGGUAUUGGAAAUCUAGGUUUCACGCUUUUGGAGUAUCGUCUGGGCCACCGUAGUGUUGGGGGUGCCGCUUGGGAGAACCUCAGAUGGCUUCCGUUUUUCGUGUUCUUCUUUGGAGGACUCAGCAUCCACCUUUCAACGGCUAUUCUGGCCCAUCUUUUCUCCUAUGAUAUGACCUGGGGCUCAACGGGUAAAGAGGUUGAAAAAUCCACGUUCUGGAUUGAAGUACCACGGAUCAUCAAGAACUUUAAACUCCCAUUCGUGAUCUGCUUCCUCGUCAUAUUCAUGAUGAUCAUUUUCACUACGAACGCGAUACCCUUUGAGUGGCAGAUCGCAGGAUGGAAUUGGGCGUUGAUCAUUCCCUUGAGUCUGAACAUAGGAUGUCAUAUUGGUCUUCCCAUUGUCUUGAACCCCUGGUUGAUGAAAUUCUCGUACUGAACGAUGACACGGAUACGCCUCUCAAGAUGCGCUCGAGGAUCCAACCGUUUGACCGACAUUGGAUUGAUGGUUCUCUUCUUCCCUUUUCCUUAGUGUGUUUUCAUUCGCAUGGCUUUCAAAGCAAAAUAAUUACUUUUUUUAAACAUAUUAAUCCCACAAAAGCCUUUCCGAUUCUGUUACUCUCAACUUUGAUUUUUAUUUGUGUCUUGGACGCUCGGGACUUUGUUUCGAAUCAUCUCUGUCUCUACUCGGGCUUGAACUCUUUCUUGGACUUUGUAGCGUUGCACGAAAAACUUUCUCGCUCAACUCACCUGCAAUUCUUCAUUUACCGCACGCUAUAACAAAAAGUUGUACUUAUUUAAAUUACAUUGACUUUCUGUAUUUAUACACUAUAGAACUAAUACUUGUAAUAAACUGUCGUUUCUCGAAUCA
This is a messenger RNA of Marasmius oreades (fairy-ring Marasmius), 3921 nucleotides long. RefSeq lists its product as uncharacterized. The record is from RefSeq and is a predicted model, not a curated record. Lineage: Eukaryota; Fungi; Basidiomycota; Agaricomycetes; Agaricales; Marasmiaceae. The coding region runs from base 361 to 3489 and encodes 1042 amino acids. The transcript is spliced from 14 exons.